CCGCCGCUCACUUCCUCGAUCCCAUCCCCAGGAAGCAGCAGAUCGACAGCGGCUUUCGCAACAGAUCGGGACACCAACGACGACCCAAUCCCAUUCCUUGGUCUCCGCCAUUCACGUCCUCCCUCCCCAAGCAGCAGCGAGCAGCAGGCAACCAAUAGCAGUCCUAACCUGAAAAUCAGAAAAAAUGACAAGACCUCCUCGCCGUGGACGUGGUCGUUUUGGAGGUAGAUCAGGUGGUCGGUCUUCCAAAGUUGCUGCUUCAACAAGU
This is a messenger RNA of Linum tenue, 268 nucleotides long. The record is from the annotation of a GenBank genome assembly. NCBI's taxonomy places the organism in Eukaryota, Viridiplantae, Streptophyta, Magnoliopsida, Malpighiales, Linaceae.